AUGGUGGGCCUUCUUGAGGGCCCCGGGGGCCAUAGAAAGCUGCAGCCGUGGUGCUGUCAGCAGCCUUCAGCUUGCGAACAUAGGAAUCCGCAGUCUUUAGAAAGAGUUACAGCGGUAGCAGCAGCUGUUGCUGCUGUUGCUUCUGCUGGUGUUCAUGAUAAUGCUGCAGAGUCUCAGCUGGAGGCGCUGAACUUGAUGCUGCCUCGUGCGCUCUCAGCAACUAUGGGGUGCAGGGAAGAAGCAGCAGCAACAACAGCAGCAGCAGCAGCAGCAGCAGCAUUCAAUAAAACAGAUGGUGGAGACCCAAGGGCAGCACCUCCAGGAGUUCUACACGGCUAUGAGGCGCUGAGAGCGAUGAGAGCUAGGGCACAUGAGUUUCGCAAGGGCUAUCACAACUGGCGUCGUCACCAGGCCCACGGAGCUCGCGGUGAUGUGCAUGAUGUAUUUACACAGGAAGAAGCUCCUUAUCUAACUCAGCAGUCUUCUACAAACGGCAUUGCAGACUGGAGUGUUGGAGGUUCUUCCUUAGAGAGCGCGGGUAUAUUGAUGUACAGCAGCAAACCCAACGAAAGUUCAGAGUUUCUUUCAAGCUUAGUUUGUUCUUUAAAGACGCCUGGGGCUGCCCCUCCAUCUGCUGCUGCUGAAGCACUGCAGCUGAUGCAUGCAGCAGGGAGAGCAGCAGAGCAGCAGCAACCCCAAUGGCUGCGCUUCUUCUUUAACCCUCAUACUCCUCUUCUUUCAAAUGGUGUUUUGCCUCUAAGAAGAGACUUCUUGCAUCGAAUCUCCGAAAGAGCAGCAGUGCCGCAGUAUCCCUUAGAAAGCAGCGCUAUACAAUGUUGGGUUGCCCAUGUGGGUGUUGGGGGUUUUCAUAGAAGCCAUCAGUGCGUCUUCUAUGAUGAACUCCUCGCUAAAACGCAUGCAGGAUUACCAGAUGAUCUCCCUGAAGGAGUGCACAAAGGCCCCUGGGCUGUCUGUGGUAUUGGCAUUUUACCGGGAGAUAAAAGAAUGUCUAAUGUCCUCCACGAACAAGAAUUCCUAUACACUGUAUUAACUCGUAGUCAAAGGGUUUGCGAGGCGCGCGUAAUAGGCGCUUUAAUGGAUUUUGUUUAUGCUCCUGAGGAACCUCUGCGUUUAAAAGGGUUAUUAUUAGAUAUUCGCACGAAGCUUCUUUCUUUAACUAUCACUGAAAAGGGGUAUUGUAUGGCCACCAAUGGAGAUCUAGACAAAUCUCUAGCUGCUGUUAAACAAGAUCUCGCACUCAUGAAAUGCAAAGAUAUUCGGAAACAAGAAAGUUGCACACCGCAGACGGCUUUGGGUUUAAUAUAUUUGGGUCUUAAGCUGCGGCGAGAUGCAAAGAUAAGACCUUUUACUGUUUUGUCUUGUGAUAAUAUUCCAAACAAUGGAAAGCUUCUGAAGAAAAUGGUAAUUCAAUUUGCAACCGAAGUGGAUGUGGAAAUGGCAACAUGGAUCAGCAAACAUGUUUGCUUUCCCUGCACAAUGGUAGACAGAAUUACGCCUGUCACAGGCACAGAACAUAUUGCACUUUUGGAAGAAGAUUAUGGCAUAGGUGAUAAGUGGCCGGUUGUUGCAGAAGAUUUCAAGCAAUGGGUCAUUGGGGACAACUUCUGCAACGAGCGACCUUUCUUUGAAGCUGUGGGUUGCUUGGUGGUGCGGGAGGUGCAGAGCUACGAAGAAAUGAAAUUAAAAUUAUUAAAUGGAGGUCAUAGUUGUGUGGCUUACGUCGCUACUUUGCUUGGAUACAGAUUUGUUGAUGAAGCCCUUCGAGACGUGCGAGUAAGUGGAUUCUUACGAAGUUUCAUGGACGAAGUAACGCCCUGCUUAGAAGACCUCAAAGUUGACGUAGAAAGGUACAAGGAGAGGAUAGUAGAACGUUUUGGAAAUGCGUUUGUGAAAGACGAGUUGCAGCGGGUGGCUCAAGACGGCAGCAGCAAAUUUUAUAGCACUACACGCAAUUCAAUUUUAUUACUUUUAGAAAGAAAAAAGAACUGCUUAAAACUCUCUAUUGCUCUCGCUGCAUGGAUAUUAUAUUUCGCUACUGACUCUGUUCAAGGAACACCAAUUGUCCCUUCAGACCCCAAAUCGAAAGAACUGCGGGGUUUUGCUCUAAGUGCCGUCGCUCAGCCAUACCGAGUAGCCCCUGUAGAGCAGUUUCUAAAUGUGGUGUACGGGCUUCCGGCAGGUGCAGCUUCUGUCUUAAGCCGUUUUGUUGCAAUAUCUCUCGCUUCAUUAAUUAGAAGAGGAGUUGCAGAGACACUCGAUGCAGGGGGAGCAUUAGAAAGCCUUUUAGGUAUUUGUUUUGAGGACGAAACUUUCUGGGGCUCGUUGGUAGACUUCUGCAGCAGCGUUAGUGCUGCUGCUGCGGAGGCGCAGCAGCAGCAGCAGCAGCAGCAGCAAGAGCAGCACGAAGAAGAGGAGGCGAAACACGAGCUGUCGUUGGAAGGAGACAGCACAAAGUAG
Messenger RNA from Eimeria acervulina, 2478 nucleotides. Its product is annotated as Mannitol-1-phosphate dehydrogenase, related. The record is from RefSeq and is a predicted model, not a curated record. Gene Ontology annotation, biological process: mannitol metabolic process. The transcript has 15 exons. The coding region runs from base 1 to 2478 and encodes 825 amino acids. Gene Ontology annotation, molecular function: oxidoreductase activity, acting on the CH-OH group of donors, NAD or NADP as acceptor. NCBI's taxonomy places the organism in Eukaryota, Apicomplexa, Conoidasida, Eucoccidiorida, Eimeriidae.